UAGUCAAGUGGAGGGGGAGCGCGUAUCAGGUAUAUAUACCGCAACGUUCCGCCACCCAUUCAGUUUAUCCUCUGCUUGCACGAUAAAAUUUUCCAAGAUGUACAAAAUUUUACCUUUCAUCCCUGACGUUGAAUUUGCUUUGACGAAUUUACCCGUCGAGCUUUGGGCCAUCAUCUUGAGGUGUUUGGACCCUACUUCACUUCUAACUGCUGUCAGCUCCAACGACCUGUGGAAACACAUCGCCCAGGGAGAUCCUGUUUUGAGGAAGACCAUCAAGGACCAGAGGGUGUUGGAGAAACGAAGACGCCGAGAGGAGAUGCUUAAUCCAGGGCUCUUGAUAUCCUUAACCACAAGUGGACCCGGAGGAGUGUUUGGACCCAACACUACCAAAAUUGUUCGAAGACAGAUUCCAGCACGAGAACCAGUUACCACCGUGGAAAAAAGGAAACGUCGUCGAAACGAAGACGCUGGACCUCUUCGCAAAAAAAUAAUGCAAGAAUUGAAAAUAAUGAGAUGUUAAUGAAACCAUUGUAAAUAUUUUUAAUAUUUUUAUUUUUUUUUAAGUAAGAAUAUUUUUGUUACU
Molecule: messenger RNA, 583 nt
Organism: Zophobas morio
Lineage: Eukaryota; Metazoa; Arthropoda; Insecta; Coleoptera; Tenebrionidae
Exons: 2
Coding region: 98-520 (140 amino acids)
Molecular function (GO): protein binding
Source: RefSeq, a predicted model, not a curated record